Messenger RNA from Acytostelium subglobosum LB1, 150 nucleotides. RefSeq lists its product as hypothetical. The transcript has 2 exons. The record is from RefSeq and is a predicted model, not a curated record. NCBI's taxonomy places the organism in Eukaryota, Evosea, Eumycetozoa, Acytosteliales, Acytosteliaceae. Bases 1 to 150 code for a protein of 49 amino acids.
AUGGUCAGGAGGGAGGAUGGACUCACAGAUCUCAUUGAAGAUGAAACUGAGAGAGCCAAUGUAGUUAGACUCUGGGAGAUGAUAUACAAGUUGGUCAUCUUGCUACUCGAUCACACCAUUGUGAUCAAGUCCUAUCAAUGGAGAGUGUGA